This is a messenger RNA of Drosophila grimshawi, 3091 nucleotides long. RefSeq lists its product as uncharacterized. The transcript has 6 exons. NCBI's taxonomy places the organism in Eukaryota, Metazoa, Arthropoda, Insecta, Diptera, Drosophilidae. The record is from RefSeq and is a predicted model, not a curated record. Bases 883 to 2892 code for a protein of 669 amino acids.
GAAUUCCACACGUUCCAGGCAGGAGGCACAAAAUGUUACCGGGCAGCUCUCACAGCCAGGAAAACUGAGGAAAACUGCAGCAUCAGCAGUACGACGCGAUGUCGUGCCACAAACUGGAAGACACGUCCGCUCCAGGUCUCUACACGCGUCGAAUCACAAAGGAGGUACUGCUGAGAAUAGGCUGCAAUCGAUCCGGUCCUCCAAAAUGCCAGUUGCAAAUCAACGGGUAAACACAGCUAAGCUCAGCAGAACAGCAGGCAGUAGAGUCUCAACUGAGCUGCACCAAAAUCUACGCGAAUACACUUCCGAACCAGGAGGAUCUGAAACAAGCAAAACAAAUACCGAAGAAUAUGAGUAUAAAGAGCAAGGAACACUCGAAGCCAGGGAAGCAUCGGCAGAAAGAAGUGAAGAAACCGCUCGGAUAACUAGUGCAGCUGGUGGAACUAGACACAGAUUGCCCCAGAAAAUGUUCACAACAAAGCGGCCGCAAUAUUUUCCAAAUCCACAAUCCGAUGUUGGUUCGAGCAAAAAUAAACUCCAAUCCUACCGGGGCAGCUUUCUGACAGUGCGCACCACACCGCAUAGUAGGCAUAGUCAGACUGAAGAUCCAAGUCACGUUUCACUGAUCACAAUUGCCAAGAAUAUGCUGAGACCCAUUGUGCAAAAGAGUUCGAUACCAAAGGACUCGGCUUUUGUGGUGCCCAACAAAUGGCAGUGUAUGAAAAAAUUAAAGGGUCUUACGCCCGAUAGACGCACUGUAAGUUUCGGACAGGUCGAUAAAUAGCGAUUGCGAUUGUGUUCCAAUUGCUUACUCAAUGCCAAGACGUGGACAAUGGGUGCAUAGCCAAUGCUGUCAAAAACCUAAUCGAAAUUUGUACAAAUAUGAAACGUUUUGGAAUCAAAAAAAUGUUAAGCCACUGCACAAGCUCGAUUGAGUCUGGAAUGAAUCACAACAAAUCCAAAUGCAAGAAGCCGGCUGCAGACUGCAACUCGGAUUACACUGAAGCCCCAAGCGAUAAGCGAGAAAUGCGACCAAGAGUCAGCGAAGAGCUCCCUACCCACAGCCGAGCACCCAUAAAUCCCAUCGUCAGGACUCAGUUUGUGCUUGGCAAGGUGAACGGUAGCAGCGUUUCUUCGAGGAUGACCUUGAAUCCUCUGGUGCGCCACUUGGGUGGCAACUCUUGUGAGUUGUGCCCGUUGUGCGGUCAGUAUGAGAUUCCCAUUGACCUGCCACCCGAUGGUCAAAACUGGAUUUGUGGCAGGUGCAAUGACAAGAUCCUAACUGCACUCGGCGACUGCCAGAGUCAGCCCAACUCGGAUUCCAUUAACAUCUCUUAUGAACCGACACCCUUCAAAAUUAUUGUGCUGCAUGACUCUGAGAGUAGGCUCUUAAUAGAUCAGCUGACUUCAGCCUUGGAGCUUACCUGUCUCCAGCGCAAUGGGCAACCAAUUAACCAUACCAACAACAGCUAUGACUGCAACCACAAUGAUUAUAUAAAUGACUUGAGAGCAUCGGAGAGUAGCAGUGGGCAACCAGCUAACCAUACCAACAACACCUAUGAUAGCAAUCACGAUGAUUCUUCAGAUUUUCACGGUUAUAGAGCUCCGCGGAAUAGCACAAAUAGUGCCGGAUCAAUCACAACCAAUCAACAGGCCAUGAAUCCCAAUUCUCCAACGACUGUGGGACAAGUGCAAUAUGACCAUACUCAAAACCGCAUCUACAACUAUGGAGAGGAACAGUAUAGUUGUCCUGGACAGAAUGGUCAGACAGGCCAUGGAUACAAUGAUGAUUCUAUUCAACAGAAUAAGCGACCAGGAAAUAGUGUUUGGGAAGGUUAUGAAACUAAUUAUUAUCCUAUUCCUGCGGGACAAAGACAGACUCCCCGGGAUUGUAAUGAAAAUACAAUGCAACCGAUAAAUGAUUACCCGGAGCGACAAACUGUAGUCAAUGAUCAGCGUUUCAAGUGUGAACCAACUGUCAGCAGUAGCAGUAACUGUGGCCACUGCUGGAAGUGUCAGGAGUCGAACGAUAAGCUUUUGCUACUCAUUACUCAGGCUUUAGAACUGUUUCUAAACAAUAGGCAAAUGGAUUCAUUCACUGAAAAGCACAAGAAGUCCAAGAAGAGUUGCAAUGCGAAUAAUUCCACAGCUACCUUCACCUCAGGAAAAGCCUGGAAAAAUGCUUCAGAUACACGUGCCUCAUCUUUGCGAGUUCCAGCUCAGUACAAGGAAAAGGCCAUGGGAAAAUCCAUGGCUCAGGCAACGGAAUGGCCCAAAGGAAAACCCAGGUCCGAAACAUACCAGGCAAAUAAACAGAAAUUCUUUCUGCCCGACGUAUCGACAGGAUCUGGCCACUCGAUGAGCAAGAACUCUCAGGGUGCCUGUGGCAAGUCGAAUUUGAAUGAUUGCCUCAAUAGAAACCCAGCUAAUCGCUGCACGCAGCCAGUCAACAAUGGAGCUCGCUGUCCAUGCUCCAACAAGUGUGCUCAAUCCAGGCAGUCUGCUGCUGCUGCUAACGAUAAUAAUAAUAAUAAUAAUAAUGAUAGCAGAGCUGUUGCCAGCUCCAAGUCACCUGCCAGUGGCUGCCCCUGCUUCAGGCAGCUGGGUCGCAUGGGUGGCGGUGAUUCCACACCUCGUUCGCAGGCAAACAGGUUGGGCGCAAGCAGCUGCAACAAGGGAUGCAACACUGUGGCGCACUUCAAACCCGGCACGCAGCAACUUCCAUUCAAGUAUAGGCUCCUCUCCAAUGGGGAAUUCGUACGGCGCAGCCUCGUCCGGACAGCAGCGGGAGCAACGCUCCAUGAGAAUGUGCUCAGCAAGGAUGCGAUGCAUAAUCCACAUACUUCAACGCAUUGCUUUGGAUGUACUUCCAGUUUUCAGUUUGGGCAGUGAGUGCACAAAAUUACGCAAUAUAUAGAUCGGAUAUAGUAUCUGACUACUUAUGAGUUACAGUUAUCGUAUGCGAACAUAUAUUGCUUAAUUUUGGGCAAUCGCGUAGUGGUUCAUAAUUUUUGAAACAAAUUUUCCGCAAAAAUACAAUUUAGCUAUAAUCCAAAAUUCGAAUAGUAUAAUAAAACCGGUAAAGCAAAAA